UUAGGGCACUCAUUGAAAUUGCUGAUGGCCCAUUUGUUUAAGAAAAUUCUGCUUGUCUAUCAAGGCUACCUAGAAGGAAACUUUUAUUCGAUCUGCAACUGUUUAGAUUUCCAAAUGCUAAGAACACUGUCCAACAGUUUUACCUAUCAAGAAACCAUGCCUGUGGAUUAUGCAACGUAUCUUCUGUCUACAAGCCCACCAGCUUCUAUGCUGGAGCAGAUAUUAUCGAGCCACUGUGACAAGUUACCUGCACAUGACUCAAAUAGAAAUGUGUUUUCGUUCUCGGAAACAGCAGCUGAAGUCAAACUAAUGGAGAAUGAAACUGAAAAGAAACCACCUAAGUCAAUAAUUCAGCGCUGUAACAGCUACGAAGAAGAAGAUGUCGAAUCUUCUUCAGGAUGUUCAUCUGGACGCGAGUCACCCACCCCUCCGUCUCCAAAGGGGAAAAAAAGAGUUUCGUUUGCAGACAAUCGAGGGUUUGCUCUCGCAACUGUUAAAAUCAUGACAGAACCUUCAGAUGUACCCCCAAGACUUAAACCCGAAAUUCUGGAGUCCAUAACACAGGGGGCUACAGCUGGGGUCUGUUCCGGACCUCCUCUUGUCCUCGAUUUCAAACAACCAGCCUCAGACUACCUCUCCUUCAGAGACAAAUUGGAGAAAUAUUGUGUUUCGUUGGAAAAUGUCAUCAUUCGAGACUAUACAGUCCUUGGAACCGUUAAAGUUAAAAAUUUAUCUUUUGAAAAGAAAGUGUUUUUGAGAUGUACUUUUGAUUCUUGGGAGACACACAUGGAUGUGGAUUCUAAGUACGUGCCAUAUUCUGAUACUAACACUGUGUUCGAUACAUUUUCUUUCGAAUUUGAAGUGCCUACAAACUUCGACCAGCAGAAGAAGAUGGAAUUUGCCGUUUGCUACGAAGCAGAUGGAAAGCAGUAUUGGGAUAACAAUGAAGGGAAAAAUUACAAAAUUUUUUCAGCAGAUGCCAAACCUUCUGAAGAGGAGGUCAAACCUUUGAAGCCAAUAGAUGAUAUCUCCAAACUUAGAAAUGUGGAGUGGACUCAGUUUGCUCCGUGGAACAAAGUGGACACAACGCUUCCGUAUUGGUAGCAUCUACUGGUAACCCUCAUGAUUAUUCCCAUUGCUGUGGUGGUUAUAAUCCCACAAGUAUAAGAAGAACCAGGGACUGAUGACAUGUCCAAAGAAUUCUGAUGAAGUUCCUCUUUAACAGAGGUUUAGUCAGUUAUGUCAAUCUAGAAAACUAGGGGUGUCAUCAUGAAAUGGACACCAAACUCAUCAAUCAGACAUCAGUGACUGUCUAACCAAGGUUGUGCUGGCUGUGAUGUGAUAGACGCCCAUGUCAGAGUGUAACGCUGGCAUGAGAUUGUACAUUAUGUGUACAAACAUAGAAAUCAUGUAUAUAUACAUUCAUUUGUAAAUAUGCGCAGACAAGAUGCAUUUUGUAAUAUAUACUUCCUGUGUCACUCGAGUGUUUUCUCAUCAGUUUGAAAUCAGGUUCAUUCAGUUGUUGAGGAAUGUUGUUAAUUACUAUAGUAAUAUAAUUACUGAAUACUGGUGUACAGUCUAAUUUUCUGUUUAUGUUUUGUUUAAGAUCUCUUCAUAUUAUUGACUUCAAUAUGUAAUUAUUAGAAGAAGCUUGAUAGAUUUAAGUGGAUGGAAUUGGAAUGCAGUGUUUUCCCUAAGAAUCGGCUAACGGCCAAAUUGACUGCUUCGAUUGAUGAAAAUGCCACCUAGAAAUCAAAAUUUGUUGUAAGGUUAACAAAGUUCUGUUCA
Saccostrea cuccullata (small rock oyster) is the source of this 1788-nucleotide messenger RNA. Its product is annotated as protein phosphatase 1 regulatory subunit 3B-like. Gene Ontology annotation, biological process: regulation of glycogen biosynthetic process. The record is from RefSeq and is a predicted model, not a curated record. Lineage: Eukaryota; Metazoa; Mollusca; Bivalvia; Ostreida; Ostreidae. Gene Ontology annotation, molecular function: glycogen binding; protein phosphatase 1 binding. The transcript has 2 exons. Gene Ontology annotation, cellular component: protein phosphatase type 1 complex. The coding region runs from base 25 to 1104 and encodes 359 amino acids.